Spodoptera littoralis (African cotton leafworm) is the source of this 549-nucleotide messenger RNA. NCBI's taxonomy places the organism in Eukaryota, Metazoa, Arthropoda, Insecta, Lepidoptera, Noctuidae. The record is from the annotation of a GenBank genome assembly.
AUGUUUUCAUCAAGGAAUGUGAUAAUGAAUAGUUUUCAAUGGCGCAGAUGGUUUCUUUUUUUGAUUUUCGCGGUGUACCGGAGGUUAGACACCGUCGAUGGUUUAAAAUGUUACUGCAACAGUGAGAGAUGUCCAAACUCCACGUGUGAAACUGAUGGGUACUGUUUCGCAUCUACAAGUCUCGAGAAUAAAGUACAGAAAUUCACUUACCACUGUAUCGAGCUCAAAUCACUGAUACCCAUCGAGCAUCCCUUCAGUUGCUCUACAACGAAAACUAAAAAUGAAUCAGUGGUGAUAAAAUGUUGUAAGUCACAUGACAUGUGCAAUGAAGGCCUGCGUCUGGACCUGCAACCGAAGCCGCCAGGUAGGAGCGACGUGGAGGUAGUGCCCUCGAUGUGCCCCGCUAACUACUGCACUUUAGCUUCCCGCUCUUUACACUCGACGCCCACAAACGCCAAGUGCCCAGCGCCCAUCCUCCAGCGGGUGCCGUGGUUUAUGGUGCGAGACUGCAUGGCUAUAGAUUUUAUUUUUUCUUCGUUUUGUUCUUAA